This is a messenger RNA of Paramecium sonneborni, 1115 nucleotides long. Lineage: Eukaryota; Ciliophora; Oligohymenophorea; Peniculida; Parameciidae. The record is from the annotation of a GenBank genome assembly.
UAUAAAUAAAAUAAAUGAUUGGCAGAUAAAUCUUUCGUGCAUUUUCAUCAACUACAACUCCAUAUGUGUGGGUUAAUAAGCACACAAAGGUGAUAUGUUAAGGUAUCACUGGAAAUUAGGUAAUUAAUGAUAUUAUAAGACUAGGGUACAUUCUAAACAGAAUAAGCAUUAAACUACUUUACAAAAAUGGUUGGUGGAGUGUCACCAAAGAGUAAUAUAAAUAUAUAUAAAUUAUAGAGGCUGGAAGCACACAUCUAGGAUUGCCAGUUUUUAAGAAUUGUUAAGAAGCUAAAUAAGUCACAGGAUGUGAUGCAUCAGUAAUAUAUGUACCUCCACCAACAGCUGCAGCAGCCAUAAUUGAAGCUAUUGAAGCUUAAAUUGGCUUAGUGGUAUUAUAUAUUUUAUAUAUAUAACAAGGUUGUAAUCACUGAUGGAAUUCCUUAACAUGAUAUGAUUAAAGUUAAGCAUGCACUUAGAUCUUAAUCAGUAACACGUGUUAUUGGAGUAAGAUACUAAUAAAUAAAUUUAGCCUAAUUGUCCAGGAAUCAUUAAACCUAAUGAAUGUAAAAUUGGUAUCAUGCCAGGAUAUAUUCAUUAGAAUGGAAAAAUUGGUAUUGUUUCAAGAUCUGGUACACUUACAUAUGAAGCUGUUGAUUAAACUACUAGAGCAGGUUUAGGAUAAUCAACUGUAGUUGGUAUUGGUGGAGAUCCAUUCAAUGGAACUAAUUUUAUUGAUGUUUUAGAGAGAUUCAUGGUUGAUCCAGAAACAGAAGGUACAUAUAAUUAUUAUUAUUAAAUAGGUAUUGUUAUGAUUGGAGAAAUCGGUGGUGAAAAUGAAGAAAUGGCUGCUGAUUGGAUUAAAAAUAACAAUCCUAAAAAUAAACCAGUUGUUGGAUUUAUUGCUGGUAUCACUGCACCACCUGAAAGAAGAAUGGGACAUGCAGGAGCUAUUGUAUCAAGUAAUAUUAUAAAUUUAAAUUAUUUCUAGAGGGCAAGGGAAGUGCUCCUGAAAAAAUUAGAGCUCUUGAAUAAGCAGGAAUUAGGGUUGUUAAAUCACCUGCAUAAAUUGGUAAGACUAUGCUAGAAGUUAUGAAAGAAAAAGGAUUAGCAUGAAU